GUUUGGUUCAGUGAUCUACACAGUGUACAGUGUAACAGUGCCUUAAUAGGUUCGACAUUAACCCAUAGAAUUAGGGUUCCACAUCAAUAAUGACACCACAACGGCGACUGUGUGGUCUCAGGCUGGGUUCCGUGGGUCUACUCACUGUGUUCUUCUAUUUAAUAGACCGAUCUAUAGCGGCUCUAGACGGCUACAUACCCGGGGAAGACUAUCCGGUCUACACAGAGGUCCCCAAGGGUUUAUCAUUCACAUGUGAUGAUAAGAUACCAGGGUACUAUGCAGACCCGGAGACUAUGUGCCAAGUAUGGCACUGGUGCGUCCCGAGUAUCGGCGGGAACCUAAUGUACUCCUUCGUCUGCGGAGCUGGCACAGUCUUCAACCAGAAAACCAGGGUCUGCGACUGGUUUUUCAAGGUGGAUUGCCCCAACGCGCCAGCCUUCUACGGCAUCAACGAAGAUCUGUAUAAGGACGAGGCUGGAAAUUACAUCAAUGGCAAAAAGGGUAAUUCAUACGACAAUACAUACGACAGACGACGACUGACUGCGAGACGCAAACGACACGAGUACGUGACGAGACGGACACGACAAUCUGACAAUAAUGACAUACAAGUUAGAAAAGAUAGGAGUCUGAAACAAUCUAGCUAAGGCCUGAUUUUUCCAACCGCAAGAGAAAAUCUAAGGAAUAAUUUUAAAUAUUUGACAAUCCACACUAAAAACUGUCAAAUGUCAAUUUUAUUCUAUAGUUAAGAAUUAUCUGUUGAUUGACAAAACAGUGCCUUCAGCCAAACGCCAUUUUAGCGCUUGUCUACAGAGAGAGUAGAAAUCAAAAUGUAUGGAGAUGACACUGACAAGUGUCAAAAUUUACGUCA
Spodoptera litura is the source of this 868-nucleotide messenger RNA. RefSeq lists its product as uncharacterized. NCBI's taxonomy places the organism in Eukaryota, Metazoa, Arthropoda, Insecta, Lepidoptera, Noctuidae. Gene Ontology annotation, molecular function: chitin binding. Gene Ontology annotation, cellular component: extracellular region. The record is from RefSeq and is a predicted model, not a curated record.